Messenger RNA from Psylliodes chrysocephalus, 3515 nucleotides. NCBI's taxonomy places the organism in Eukaryota, Metazoa, Arthropoda, Insecta, Coleoptera, Chrysomelidae. The record is from the annotation of a GenBank genome assembly.
AUCUAACCUCAAAUAACAGGAAAGUAAAUAUUCUCUUCUAAAAUGUACGCAAGGCCAAAACCUGGUGAAACCGAGGAAGAUAUACUGCGUCUACAAAAAGAAUUUGAAAAAAAUACAGCAGAAAAUAAGCUUAAACCUGCAGCUACAGUAAUUAGUAACAAAACUAAAGAUGAAACAAAGAAAAGUAUUGUUCAAAAAGAUGAAGUUAAUGAAUUUGAUAUUAACGAACAACUUGCAAACACAUUUGAAGAUGUUCCGUCUAAUAUUAAUCUAAAAAAUAUAAUAGAGAAAAAAUCAGAAACGCCCCAAUCUUUAUUUAAAUUUAAUAAAGGAAAAGGCUUUCCACAAGCCAAGAGGAGAGAUUUAACAGUAGAUAGUGGUAAGGGCAGUAUUUUUGCUCAACAAAUGAAAAAAUUGAAAAAGGAAGAAAAUAUCCCAAUGGAAACCGACACAAUUCCUAUUGACAUUGAAACUAUAGUAAUUAAAGAAAAAACUGACCCAUCAACAAGUAAAACUAAUGUUUCCACUAGUUCAAAGUCAGAACAUCUGCCAUCAGAAAGUUCUAUUUUAUCAGGCAGUGAAAGUAAAUCAAUACAUCAAGAAAACUUAAAUAUCAUAAAAAAUAUGACACAAGAAGAGCUUAAUGAUGAACGUGAAAAGCUCAUAUCAAUGAUGGAUCCAGCUAUUAUCCAGUUUUUAAGAUCUCGUAAGAAAAAAGAUGUAAUAAAAACCAGGAAUCUUCCAAUAAGCGAACAAAACAAAGCAGGUGAAGACAUGAACGUUGAGGAAAUGGAGACAACUGCUGAUAUAUUGACUCAACCUAUGGCCGAUAGGUGGCUUAAUUUUGAUGUGGUUGAAGCAAACAAGUUAGCUUGGAUGAAGAAUAUAGAUAUACCAAAAAUGAAGGCUGAUAAAUUUGAAGCAAGAUUCGAUUUUGAAGGAUGGAUUUUGCCCUAUUCGCAGCCAGAAAUUAAUGAAAAAAAUCGAACUCUAUACCAUCAUGGAGAGGAAUCUGGUAGACCUGGAUAUACUUUGCAAGAAUUAUUUCAACUUUCACGGUCUAGCGUAAUUCAACAAAAAAUCAUAGCAAUUAAUACGAUAGCAAAUAUACUUGCCUUAAAUUCUACUGGAAUUUAUGAUGGAAUCAUUGAUGUGCCAAUAGAACAGAUAUUUUUUGUUAUACGUUUCUGUUUAGAUGAUAAUACUCCAGGAGUUCUGAAUGCAAGUAUAAAGGCAAUGAGAAACUUGAUAUUUUCACAAGUGGAUGAAACUUGUCUGGAUAGUUUAUUAGGUUUUGGAUUGGGACUAACCCAACCUGUUUUGUCCGUCGAUAAUGAAAUGGAAGACGACUAUACUGUCAAUGACCAACAACUAGCUGAAAAAAAUAUUGUCGAAUGUUUGGCCAGAACUGAUAUAUUGACAAGAAUAAGAUAUAUAAUAAAUACUGUAAAGCCUCCUUUAGAAACCAUCGUCUACUGCAUGGAUAUUCUUAUAAGACUAGCAAGAGAUUCUGAAUUUAUUUUAAAUAAAAUACUGGAAUGUGAAAGUCUAAUAGAAAAUAUAAUUUCGAAUUUUAUACCCCAAGUUUUCAACCAAGAUAAGAAUUCUACAUCCCCAUAUGGUCUUCCAUUGUUACAAGCUGUAAAACUGAUUAGAAUAAUAUCGUCUAGAAGUAAAAGUUUAGCAGAAAAAAUUACAAAAAAAUAUAGAAUUUUAGAGUCCAUUGUUCUAUAUAUUUCUAAUGAUGUUUUCUCUUCAAAUGUAAAUGGAUUGAAAUUACAAACAGAAUGCAUGCAUUUUUUGAGUCUUCUAGUGCAUUAUGGUUUGUCCUUAGAUUAUUUCAGUGUUCUGCAACCAAUUUUAUUGAAUCUAUUAGAUUAUCAUUUCAAAAAUACAAAUUUGGACAUGACAACCACUUAUAUCCGUAUAGGACAUGUGUCAUCAUUGCUCAUAUUUUUGUCAGCUGUCAUCAAACAAAAUUAUUCAUUAAUAUUGCCGUUUUUACCUCUACUUAUGCAACAUUGCUGGCCAAAAUGGAGUUCACAAUUGUGCAAUUUGAAGGAAUAUGCUUGCGGAAAACUUCAGCUUCCUGCUUCAUUAAUAUGUUGUAUGACUGCUUUAAGACGAUACCAACACAUUGCUGAAGUUGAUACUGUCGUAUUAAAUAUAAUCAAUUCAGAAGGAUUUAAAAUGGUUACAGAUAAAAUAACGAAUGGUUCAAUGCUCUUAAACAAUUACGAUACCCAUAAAUCAAGCAGUAAUUUAAAAAGUUUAGAAUCCGCUGCUUGGCAUACUAUGGACCAUAUAGUACCUGUGAUACAAACAAAUAGUAGUAUACCUUUCUUGUAUUCCGUCUCAUCAUAUGUUAACGUAACUGAUAAUCAACAGGUGAAAAUAUGUUUCUUAAAUCACCCGAAUAUACAAAAAUAUCUGAUGUCUUUACAAAAACUGGACAAAUACUAUCUAACCAAUCAUUGGUUUUCAAGACCCGAAGCAACAUUUCUGAUGAAUAUUUUGAAAUCAUCAGUACCGGUCAAAGACAAUCUAGACACUUCGAUAUUUUACGAAUUGGCCGUGAAAUGUUUGUGCGUGUUUAACUCUGAACAAAAAGCUGACAUAAGAUUUAUUUUUGGAAACGUUAUCUUUUGUUCUAAGUUCUAUCCAAGUGAAGUUCUCUUGGAACAUCUCGACAUAAGUCAAAGAAGUCUUAGUUUAGAGGUGUCUUUGAAUAAUUUAACUGAGAUUUUGCAAGUAUACACUCAAGUUCUAGGUUUACAAAAUAAUCUUGCAGACUUUUCAAUGUGUUGUUGCUUGGAUAUAAGCAUAGGAAAUGUAAUACCUAUGGACUGGAUAUUCACCCCGAUUUUGGUAUUUUAUUCAAAUCAAUCGCAAAAUAAUACCGAGCAGGACGAAACCCAACAAAUUUUUGUUAUUAGGAAUUGUCUUCGUUGGAUUUUAAUUUAUGAAACUUACUUUCCAUUUUUGGCCUCAAGUAUUAAUCCAACGGACAGAUUUUGCAGACUCGCUUGUGUAUUUCUUGGCAGCGACAGUUUAUUUUUGACAAAGGAAAUACAUGAUCUGUUGGAAUUUUGUUUUAAGAAUGUCAUAAAACACGAGAAGGAGCUUAAUUUCGAUAAAGAAAUUCAAGGUUUGAGCAAUUUUCAAGAUUUUUACACCCAGUUACUAGAACAAUAUCAAGGAGUGAGUUAUGGAGAUGUUCUUUUUGGAAAUGUUCUAUUAGUGCCUUUAGCUCAGAAACACAAUUCUCAAUACAGAAAAACCCUUUGGUCCGAAUAUAUGGGGGCAGUACAAGUGUUUAAUGUCACUCCUGAACAAUAUAUUGGAGAUGUUAACUUGUUUUUGGAACCUCCCGAGGAAGAAAUGUCACUUUUGAAGUGUUAUAGAAGAGCUAUAGUUAGUAAUUUAGUUAGGAAACACAGUGUAUUAUUUAAAAUAGCAAAUACUCAUGUCGAAAAUUUUAUACAAAAGAAGAAAUCUAAAUAAAAUACUUUUUU